Messenger RNA from Malaclemys terrapin pileata, 6661 nucleotides. RefSeq lists its product as uncharacterized. Gene Ontology annotation, cellular component: proteasome core complex; membrane. Lineage: Eukaryota; Metazoa; Chordata; Testudines; Emydidae. Gene Ontology annotation, biological process: transmembrane transport. The transcript is spliced from 30 exons. The coding region runs from base 486 to 5801 and encodes 1771 amino acids. The record is from RefSeq and is a predicted model, not a curated record. Gene Ontology annotation, molecular function: ATP binding; ABC-type oligopeptide transporter activity; ATP hydrolysis activity.
GGGCAGCCGGGGACUUCCCAGGGCGGGCGGCGAACCCGGUGCCGGACCCGCCUCUCUCCGCCUCCUCGCCCGGGCCGGGGAGUUGCGGGCGGCGGGUUUCCACGGGGCGGCUGCGGAGCGGGGCCAGGAAUUGCCCCCAGCGCCUGGGAUCCGCUAGCCCCGGAGAAUCCGCAUCCAGACCCCGCCGGGGAACGGGGGGAGACCCCAAGCGGAGUGGAAUCGGAUCGGCAGGACAGGUUCUGCGGUCACUCCGGCGCGGGCUCUGAGCGCGCUGACCGAGCGGCCGCCAGGGGGCGCCCCGGGCGGGGACCGGCCGCAGCUGGGACUAAGAGAUUUAGACACUCGCUGCUGAGAGCGGCAGGGACUGGCCGCAACCGGGUCCAAGAGAUUUAGACACUCGAUGAUGAGAGCGGCGGGGACCGGCCGCAGCCGGGACUAGGAGAUUUAGACACUCGCUGCUGAGCGUGGCAGGGACCGGCCCGGGGAUGAAGCUGGCCAUGGCCUGGGUCUCCCUGCCCCUGGUGGUGCUGCUGGAUUUCCUCACCCUGCGCCUGGCCCUGCUGCUCUGCCCCCUGCUGCAGGCCUGGGACCCCCUGGCGCUGGCCUGGGGGGUGGCGCUGGCGCGGUGGGCCCUGCUGAGCCUGAGCGCCCAGGCUGCCCGCGGCAGGGGACAGGGGCUGCCCGGGGGGCUGCAGGACGCGCUGCUGCCCCUGGCCGCCCUGCUCAGCCUGCUGCUGCCCGGCUACGUGACCCUGCAGGCGCUGGCCCAGCCCCGGGCGCCCCCCUCGGAGCUGCUGCACGGCUGGGGGCGAGGGGACGUCUUCGGCCUGACCUACGGCGUGGCGGGGCUGGUGGCCAUGCUCUGGCACCAGCUGUUCCCCGCCGGCAAGGGGGAGCCGGGGCCCUCGGCCUCGCUGGGCCGUCUGCUGGCCUGCAUGAGGCCCGACCUGCUGCGCUUCGUGGCCAUCGCGGGGUUCCUGGUGCUGUCCUCGCUCGGGGAGAUGGCGAUCCCCUAUUACACGGGGCGCAUGACCGACUGGAUUGUGAGCGAGGAUGACCCCUCAGCCUUCGUCCGGGCCAUCUGGGCCAUGUCCCUCAUCACCGUGGGCAGCGCGGUGACAGAGUUCGUGUCCGACUGUCUCUAUAACGGCACCAUGAACCGGAUCCACACGCGAAUCCAGAGCCGGGUCUUCAGCUCCGUCCUGCGCCAGGAGAUCGGCUUCUUCCACACCAACCGCACCGGGGACAUCACGUCGCGGGUGACGGCCGACACGGACGCCAUGAGCGAGGCGCUGAGCGAGAAGCUGAACCUGCUGAUGUGGUACGGGAUGCGCGGAGUCUUCCUCUUCGGCCUCAUGGUGCAGGUGUCGCUGCGCCUGGCGCUCUUCACCGCCGUGGGGCUGCCCCUCAUCCUGCUGGUGCCCAAGUUCUCCGGGAAAUUCCACCAGAGCUUGGCACAGCGGGUGCAGGAGUCCCUGGCCAAGGCCAACGAGGUGGCGGUGGAGACCUUCCAGGCCAUGCCCACGGUGCGCAGCUUCGCCAACGAGGAGGGGGCCGCCCGGCGCUACGGGCAGCGGCUGCAGGAGACCUACCGGCUCAACAGGCAGGAGGCAGCCGCCUACGCCGCCUCCAUGUGGACCAACAGCCUGUCGGGGCUGGCGCUGAAGGUGGGGAUCCUGUACUACGGGGGGCGGCUGGUCACCGCCGGAGCCGUGAGCACCGGGGACCUGGUCACCUUUGUCCUCUACGAGAUGCAAUUCACCACGGCCGUGGAGGUGCUGCUCUCUGUCUACCCCAGCGUGCAGAAGGCCGUGGGCUCCUCGGAGAAGAUCUUUGAGUACAUGGAGCGGACGCCCCAGAUCAGCUCCCCCGGGACGCUGGCCCCCCCCACCCUGCGCGGGCACCUCCAGGUGCAGGACGUCUGGUUCUCCUACCCUGGCCGGGACGACACCCCCGUGCUCAAGGGGGUGUCUCUGGAGCUGCGCCCCGGGGAGGUGACGGCGCUGGUGGGCCCGUCGGGCGCGGGGAAGACGGCGCUGGUGGCCCUGCUGGAGCGUUUCUAUGAGCCCCAGUGCGGGCGCCUGCUGCUGGAUGGGCGGGACCUGCGGGAGUACGAGCAUCGUUAUCUGCACAGCAAGGUGGCGCUGGUGAGCCAGAAGCCGGUGCUGUUCGCCCACUCGCUGCACGAGAACAUCGCCUACGGUCUGGGGGGGCGCAGCCGGCAGGAGGUGACGGGGGCUGCCCGGCGCGCCAACGCCCACGGCUUCAUCGCCCAGCUCAGCCACGGCUACGACACAGACGUUGGGGAGAUGGGGGGGCAGAUCUCGGGGGGGCAGAGGCAGGGGGUGGCCAUCGCCCGAGCCCUGCUCCGAGACCCCCGAGUGCUGAUCCUGGACGACGCCACCAGCGCCCUGGACACGGAGAGUCAGCUGUGGGUGGAGAAGGAGAUUUACGAGGGGGCCCGGGUCGAGCGCUCGGUGCUGCUCAUCGCCCAUCGCCUGAGCGCCGUGGAGCGAGCCGACCGCAUCCUGGUGCUGGAGGACGGGGAGAUCCGGGAGCAGGGCACCCACCGGGAGCUGCUGGCGCGCCGGGGCAGCUACUGGCGCCUGGCGCAGAAACAGCUCAACGGGGACGUGGGGGGCGGCUCUGAGGAGGGGCUGGGGGCUGGGGGGCCGACCCCCCUGCGCCCUCAGCCCCUCUCCAUGCGCCCCUGGAGCGUGCUGGCCCCGCUGCGCCCGUCACCGGCCCAGUUCCUGCAGACGUUCUCCGCCGAGGGCCGGGACCGGGUGCGGAUCCAGCUGGCACAUGGCACCACCACCCUGGCCUUCAAAUUCCAGCACGGGGUCGUCGUGGCCACCGACUCCCGGGCAUCGGCCGGCAAAUACAUCUCCACCCUGCAGUUCAACAAGGUGAUCGAGAUCAACCCCUACCUGCUGGGCACCAUGUCGGGCAGCGCCGCCGACUGCCAGUACUGGGAGCGGCUCCUCGCCAAGCACUGCAGGCUCUACGCCCUGCGGAACAAGGAGCGGAUCAGCGUCUCGGCCGCCUCCAAGCUGCUGUCGAACAUGCUGUGCGAGUACCGGGGCAUGGGGCUGUCCGUGGGCAGCAUGAUCUGCGGCUGGGACAAGAAGGGCCCCGGGCUGUACUACGUGGACGAUAAUGGGGCGCGUCUCUCCGGCCCCAUGUUCUCCACGGGCAGCGGGAACACCUACGCCUAUGGGGUGAUGGACAGCGGGUACCGGCCCGACCUCAGCGUGGAGGAGGCAUACGACUUGGGGCGCCGCGCCAUCUCCUAUGCCACCCACCGCGAUGCCUACUCCGGGGGCGUCGUCAACAUGUAUCACAUGAAGGAGGACGGCUGGAUCCGUGUCGGACGGACGGACGUCAGUGACCUGCUGCACCAGUACACGGACGCCAAGCAGUCAGGGGGCCCAGGUGCCUGGGGAGGGGUGGCUGGAGAAUCUCCACAAUGCCCCCUAUUCCCGUGGAGACCCCUCUCCCCGGUUCCCGGCCCCCGGGCAGCGCUGUGGCAGCAGCGGGCGGGGCCCGGCCCGGGAAUCCCCCGAAAGCGAAACCGGGCGGGCUCGGCGGGGUCCGGCGCUGCCGCCCCGGGAGAAGGAGCCGGAGCCGGAGCCGGAGCUGCAGGCCCUGUCGCCGCCAUGGCGCUGCCCCUCACCCUGCGUCUGGGCUGCCCCCUGCUGCUCUGCGACCUGGCCCUGUGGGCCCUGCUGGGCUGGGGCGCCCCCUCGCUGGCCCCCCUGGGGCUGCCAGUCACCUGGCUGGAGGCUGCUGUGCGUUUCCUAGGGCUCUGGGGGGCCUGGGGGCUGCUGGCCCCGGAUCGGCCCCGCCUGUCCCCCCCCAGGGCCCUGGCUGCGCUGUGCCUGCUGCCCCCCCUGUACCUCACCCUGCGGCGCUGCCUGCCCCUGCCCGACGUGCCCCCCACCCUGCUGGCCGGCGCCCCCUGGGCCUGGCUUCUGCUGAGCUAUGGGGCAGUGGGGCUGGCCCAGCUCACCUGGGGGGCCCUGGGGCAGGAGGACAGGGCUGGGGGGCCCGGAGCUGAGGACACAGAACGGGAGUCCAGGGCCAUCCUGCGCCGGCUGGUGGGGCUCUCCCGGCCUGACGUGCCCGUCCUGUCCGGGGCCUUCGUCUUCCUCACCCUGGCUGUGAUCGGUGAGACCUUCAUCCCUUACUACACGGGGCGCGUCAUCGACAUCCUGGGCAGCGCCUACGACCCUGACGCCUUCUCCACUGCCAUCGGCCUCAUGUGCCUGGCCUCCUUCGGCAGCUCCCUGGCCGCCGGCUGCCGCGGGGGGCUCUUCAUGUUCACGCUGUCCCGGCUCAACAUCCGCAUCCGCCAACUCCUCUUCUCCUCCCUGGUGCACCAGGACCUGGCUUUUUUCCAGCAGGUCAAAACAGGGGACCUGACCUCGCGCCUCUCCAAGGACACCACCAUGAUGAGCCGCUCGGUGCCAGCCAACGCCAACAUCUUCCUGCGCAGCCUGGUGAAGGCGCUGGGGCUGUACGGCUUCAUGCUGGGGCUCUCCUGGCGCCUGACGCUGCUCACGCUUAUCGAGAUGCCCCUCACCAUGGCUGCUGAGAAGGUCUAUGAUGCCCGCCACCAGGCCGUGCUGAAGGCGAUCCAGGACUCCCUGGCGCUCUCCGGCGAGGUCGUGCGCGAGUCCGUCUCCUCCAUCGAGACCGUGCGCAGCUUCGCCACCGAGGAGGAGGAGUCGCGGCGCUACGAGGCGGCGCUGGCCGAGACCCACCGGCUGAAGAACCGCCGUGACCUGGAGAGGGCGCUCUACCUGCUCUUUUGCCGGCUGCUGCAGCUGGCCGUGCAGGUGCUGAUGCUGUACUGCGGGCACCAGCAGAUCCGCGCCGGGCUCCUGACCAAGGGCAGCCUGGUCUCCUUCAUCCUCUACCAGGGGGACGUGGGCAGCUACGUGCAGACCCUGGUGUACAUGUACGGGGACCUGCUGAGCAACGUGGGGGCGGCGGAGAAGGUGUUCGAGUACCUGGACCGGGAGCCGGCCGUGCGCACCGACGGGACGCGGGCGCCGGAGUCGCUGCAGGGACACGUCUCCUUUCACAACGUCUCCUUCUCCUACCCCUCCCGCCCGGACCGCCAGGUCCUAAAGGCCGUGUCCUUCGAGCUGCGCCCUGGGGAGGUGACGGCGCUGGUGGGGCUGAACGGCAGUGGGAAGAGCACGUGCGUGGGGCUGCUGGAGCGGUUCUACGAGCCCCAGGCCGGGGAGAUCCUGCUGGACGGGGCACCCCUCCGGGAGUACGAGCACUGGUACCUGCACCGCCAGGUGGCCCUGGUGGGGCAGGAGCCCGUCCUCUUCUCCGGCUCCAUCCGGGAGAACAUCGCCUACGGGCUGGGGGGCUGCGGGGAGGAGCAGGUCACCAAGGCGGCCAGAGCAGCCCAUGCCUCCGGGUUCAUCGUGGAGCUGGACAGCGGCUUUGAGACAGACGUGGGGGAGAAGGGCGGGCAGCUCUCGGCGGGGCAGAAGCAGCGGAUCGCCAUCGCCCGGGCACUGAUCCGCCAGCCAGCCGUGCUGAUCCUGGAUGAAGCCACCAGUGCGCUGGAUGUGGAGAGCGAAUGCGCGAUCCGCCAGUCGGUGCUGAGCCGGGGGCGCCGGACGGUGCUGGUGAUCGCCCACCGCAUGCAGACGGUGGAGAACGCCGACAGGAUCGUGGUGCUGGAGGGCGGGGCCGUGGCCGAGGAGGGGACGCACACUGAGCUGAUGGGGCGCAAGGGGCCCUACUACAGACUGGUGCAGAGAGACCUGGCCGAGUAACCCCCCCGCCCCGGGGAAUAGCCCAACACCGGCGUUACGGCCCGUCCCCUCCUCCCCCCGGCACAGGGGGACAUGGAACAUACUGACAGCAGCUGAUUAGCGUCUGAUGUCGGGUCACUGGUUUAUCGCCUGCGUUAGGGUUUAGAUCAGCGUUUCUCAAAUGUGGCCACAUGCGGCCACCAGGGGUUUGUCUUGUGGCCACAACCUCCUGGGCAGUGAUGGGGGUGGGGGUGGCAAAGCAUUCACCCCUUCCACGGGGCCACCCAUGGGGAUUGGGCCCUGCCCCCCUCUGAAACCACAAUCUCCAGAGGAACAGGCAGCCAGUGUGAGUUCCCCCCUUUCCCAGGGGCAGUGGGGCUCAGGCUUCCGGCUUCUGCCCUAGGGCGUUGGACGGCUGGCUCCGGCCAUGGGGUUCAGGUUCCAGCUGUCAGGGGUUCGGGCUCCAUCCCCUGGCCGUGGGGCAUCAGGCCCGCCCCGGGGCUCAAAACUCCCCCAUCACCCAUGGCCCACACUGCCUUCCCCAGCCCUCCAUUGCCCCUGGCCUCCACUGCCUCCCUACCCACCUGUCCAUUCAAAGCUUAACUUGUGCCCCGGCUAGCCAGGGCUGAGUAAGUCUGCUGUGAAAAGUGAUAUUAACAAACCUACAAAUAUCAGUUUUCACAGGAGCAAACUUACUAGCUAGCAAAUCUAAAAAAAACAACCAAAAGAAACAACAACAACAAAGAGAAGAAUGUGCAAAGCACCUUAUUUUGUUUCUAUUCUGUUUAGGGCCAGUAAAGAAUAGAGACAACUGUACGUUAUUUUUAUUAUUGAGUCUGAAAAAACCCUACAUAAAUAAAUUACAAUGAUUUGGACAUGGA